Messenger RNA from Colius striatus (speckled mousebird), 2658 nucleotides. It is a transcript of the gene MCOLN3, whose product is annotated as mucolipin TRP cation channel 3. The coding region runs from base 486 to 2162 and encodes 558 amino acids. Lineage: Eukaryota; Metazoa; Chordata; Aves; Coliiformes; Coliidae. Gene Ontology annotation, molecular function: NAADP-sensitive calcium-release channel activity. The record is from RefSeq and is a predicted model, not a curated record. Gene Ontology annotation, cellular component: lysosomal membrane; plasma membrane. The transcript has 14 exons.
GAGGGCGGGGGAGAGGGAGCGGGAGCGGGCUCGCCUCUCCCGCGGCCGCUCCCACGGCCCCGCUGCCGGCGCGGGCGGGGAGGCCCGGGAACAGCGGGGCGUUCGCGGCUGUAACGUGACCCCAGUACCCGGCAGGUAUGCUGAAGCCUUUGCUUUAAAAGCACGAAGCGGUGCUGUGGGUGCUUUCGGUGUUGGGAUGCCGCAGUAAACCAGCGCUCGGCCGGGUCACGUCGAGCCCGGGAGCGGCCAGGGGUGCGGGCGAGGCCGGCGGCGGCUGCCGGGAGAUGGCCGGUGUCCUGCGCGGGGCAGGAGCGGCCCCCGGCCCCCUGUGCGGCCGCAGCGGCUGUGCGAGCCUCGGCUGGCUGUGAGGGUGUCGGUUCUCCGCUCGCAGCGGCUGAAGCGGGCUGGGGAUCGCUGGCUCGGCGCUGCCGGCUGCGACACCCUCUGCAGCCCGCACCUGGAGCACAGGCUGUCUCUGCGAAGAAAUGGAAAAUCCUGAAGUGGCUGUGAGCAGCUGCAGUGCUCAUGAUGACGAAAAUCUUGGCAGCUACAAAAGACACCUGUCGAUAUCACAGGAGGGGUUUUUGGAAGAUCAGCUUAGAAGGAAGUUAAAAUUCUUCUUCAUGAACCCAUGUGAGAAAUUCUGGGCCCGGGGCAGAAAACCUUGGAAACUUGGGAUUCAGCUACUCAAAAUAGCGAUGGUUACUGUUCAGUUGGUGGUUUUUGGACUGAGCAAUCAAAUGGUGGUUGCCUUCAAAGAAGAGAACACUGUUGCAUUCAAACAUCUCUUCUUGAAAGGCUACAUGGACAGAAUGGAUGAUACCUAUGCUGUAUACACACAAACAGAUGUCUAUGACCAGAUAUUCUUUGCAAUAAACCAGUACUUACAGCUGCCCAACAUCUCUGUUGGAAACCAUGAUUAUGAGAAGAAGGGAGCAGAAGAGACAGCUCUGGCCGUGUGUCAGCAGUUCUACAAGCGAGGAACCAUCUGUCCUGGAAACGACACGUUUGAUAUAGACCCAGAGAUUGUGACUGACUGCUUGUACAUUGAGCCAAUGAUGCCGUUAGGCAACGCAACAGUGGGAAAGCACAAUUUGAAUUUCACUCUGGAUUUUCACAGACUGGUGACAGUGCAGCUCAUGUUCAAUCUGAAGGCAAUCAAUCUCCAGACUGUUCGUCACCACGAGCUCCCUGACUGUUACGAUUUCACUCUGACGAUAGUGUUUGAUAACAAAGCACAUAGUGGCAGAAUUAAAAUAAGUCUCGACAAUGACAUAGCCAUCAGGGAAUGUAAAGAUUGGCAUGUUUCUGGAUCAAUACAGAAGAACACUCAUUACAUGAUGAUCUUUGAUGCUUUUGUUAUAUUGACUUGUCUGGCCUCAUUGAUCCUUUGCACACGAUCAGUGGUUAAAGGAAUUCGGCUCCAAAGGGAAUUUGUAAGCUUUUUCCUAUAUUAUUAUAAGAAAGAAGUAUCUUUCAGUGAUCAAAUGGAAUUUGUCAAUGGAUGGUACAUCCUGAUUAUGGUUAGCGAUGUCUUAACUAUUGUUGGAUCAACUCUAAAGAUGGAGAUACAAGCCAAGAGUCUGACAAGUUAUGAUGUCUGUAGCAUACUCCUGGGAACAUCCACUAUGCUUGUGUGGCUUGGAGUCAUUCGCUACCUAGGUUUCUUUCAGAAGUAUAAUCUUCUCAUCCUAACACUGCGUGCAGCAUUACCCAAUGUAAUGAGGUUCUGCUGUUGUGCUGCUAUGAUCUACCUGGGCUAUUGUUUCUGUGGAUGGAUUGUACUGGGACCAUACCAUGUGAAGUUUCGUUCUCUGAACAUGGUUUCCGAAUGCCUUUUUUCAUUGAUCAAUGGAGAUGACAUGUUUGCCACCUUUGCAAAAAUGCAGCAGAAAAGUUACUUGGUUUGGUUGUUCAGUAGGAUAUACCUUUACUCCUUCAUCAGUCUGUUCAUCUACAUGGUGCUGAGUCUCUUCAUCGCACUCAUUACAGAUACAUAUGAAACUGUCAAGCACUACCAGCAAGAUGGCUUUCCGGAGACAGAACUGCAGAGAUUUAUAUCACAGUGCAAAGACUUGCCAAACUCUGGCAGGUACAGGUUAGAGGAGGAGAGUUCUGCAUCUCUCUUCUGUUGUUGUAAUGGUUGUAGUGAACAUAUGUAAUGGAUUGUGAGAGUGUACCAUGGAGGCUUUAAAGCAGCACACACUACAAGACCUGGAGAGUGGAGCUGGUGAAAAACCUUAUACCUAAAGCUUGUAUUUGCUUUUCUCAAAAAACAGUGUAAGCCCGUGGCAGAAACUUAUGAUAAACUUAGACAUUCUCACUGCUAAUUCAGGGAGUUAGGGUGUUUGGGUUUUUUAUUAUCUUUGUUGUGUUUGUUUCUUCAGUUAAAUUGUGCUAGAAUAUAAAGGGCAUUAAAAAGCUACCUGUGUUCAGAGACUUGGUUAGAUUAUGUGACUAGACUAGAAAUGCAAUAACUUUCAACUAUAAGUAGUAGUGCAGGACAACUGCAAUUUUGAACAUCAACCUAGCCCUCAGUACUGCAGGCAUUCUCUAUCUGUGGCUGACCUGUCACUAAGUGAACGAAAGCUCUCUCUAAAGGCCUCAGUAUUUAUUGUUUAUCUGCACUCAUAGUAUAAAUAAAUUGAAACUAUCAAA